AUGGAAGUAAAUGUCAAAUACAGGAAAGAUGAAGGAGAUCUUUUGGCUGAUCCAACUAUCUAUCGGGGUUUGGUAGGAAGUCUUAUCUACCUAAUGACAAAUCGACUUGACAUUUCGUAUGUUGUUCACCAAGUCAGCCAGUUUAUGUCUUCUCCUCAGCAUCUUCAUUUUGCUGCUAUUCGUCGCAUUAUCCGCUAUCUUAUAGGGUCACCUACACGUGGGUUAUUCUUUCCUAGAGGCUCACCCUUACAACUUCUGGCAUAUAGUGAUGCUGAUUGGGCAGGGUGUCCGGAUACUCGUCGAUCUACUACAGGCUGUCUUUUGGAGGAGCUUGGAUUUUCACAGCCUGACUCUACCCCUCUUCAUGCUGAUAAUACAAGUGCUAUUCAAAUUGCUUCAAAUCCCGUGUUUCACGAACACACCAAACAUAUCGAGGUUGAUGUCACUAUAUUAGGGAAGCCUUGA
Cajanus cajan (pigeon pea) is the source of this 465-nucleotide messenger RNA. The record is from RefSeq and is a predicted model, not a curated record. NCBI's taxonomy places the organism in Eukaryota, Viridiplantae, Streptophyta, Magnoliopsida, Fabales, Fabaceae.